Messenger RNA from Phyllopteryx taeniolatus (common seadragon), 6348 nucleotides. RefSeq names its product TLC domain containing 4b (gene tlcd4b). The coding region runs from base 764 to 1393 and encodes 209 amino acids. The record is from RefSeq and is a predicted model, not a curated record. Gene Ontology annotation, cellular component: membrane; endoplasmic reticulum. Gene Ontology annotation, biological process: lipid homeostasis. Lineage: Eukaryota; Metazoa; Chordata; Actinopteri; Syngnathiformes; Syngnathidae. The transcript has 5 exons.
GCAUACUGAGUGGAACUCCAGGUUGGUGUCAACCGUUCACGCUCUGAUAGUGGGAUUCUUUUGUUUGUACAUCCUAUGCUUCGAUGAGGCGGUCAACGCCAAUCCUGUCUGUGGCAUCUUGAGAUCAUCCAUGAAAAAACAAGAGCUGCCGUCCAUUACGUGUUAUUAAAGUCUGUGCAAAUCCUAGCUCUUGUUACACAGACUUUGACCCACUCAUUUGCUAUACGACACAUGACUGUGAUGUCUUCAUUGUUAUUUGGGACGGAUGCUAUUUGCAAGGACACCUAAGAGUCAUCAGGUUAUGGCUCUCUGUGAUGCAGAUACUUGCAUAAAAGAUUGAAUUGCAUCAUUUAACCUGUAUUGCUUCACUUAUUCACAGCCUCAUUAACGCGGUGCUCUUUUUAAGCUAAUAUACUGUAAAUAUGUAAUCUCAGCUUCUGUCAAAGCACAUCAGCAGCAAACAAUCACUGGUGAAUUUGAAAUUUGAAUGAGAUUCAUGGAUAAGUACUAAGCAGAGGAACACUUUUUUUAACACCAUGUUCUUUGCCAUUCCACAGGGGGGACCCCAGUAUGGUCAAAUUAAAUGUAGCCAUAACCUGUGGCUACCUACUGUAUGGUGAGUUAUUGUGUUAUCAACUCAUCUGUCAUCAUCUAUAUCCUUGCUCAGGGUCAAUCCAUACUGAUGAUAUAAAACACCUCACACAGCAUUGUCCUCUACAAAACAUACAGAAACCUGUACAGUUCUUCGCUUUGUGCACAAAACAUGAUAUUCAUAUUUUUAACCUUUCUGCCACUGAUAGUUCGUCCUGAUUUGGUGGAUAUGUACACAAUACCAUUUUGUCAGCUCUAUUUUAAUAUCCCACCUUUUCUAGAUUUGUUGCUGCUUGCAUGUAAUUGGAGCACUAUGGGGGACAGAUUUUUUGUCUGUCACCACUUGGCGGCGCUCUAUGCAUAUGGAUAUGUGCUGACUCGCGGCGUGCUGCCCUACUUUGCCAACUUUCGUCUCAUUUCAGAACUAUCCACACCCUUUGUGAACCAAAGGUGGUUCUUUGAAGCAUUAAAAUACCCCCGCUCAAACAGGAUGGUGGUCGUAAAUGGUGUCGCGAUGACAGUGGUCUUCUUCCUGGUGCGCAUUGCUGUCAUGCCAUCCUACUGGGCAAGUGUAUUUUCCACAUUUGGCACCGAAGACUUUGAGCGCCUGGGCUCGGGUGCCCAGAUAGCUUGGAUCAGCUCCUGCGUAGCCCUUGAUAUCUUGAACACUAUCUGGAUGUUCAAGAUCACUCGAGGCUGCUACAAGGUAAUGGCCGGAUCGAAAGCUCAGAAGGAUCAAGAGAGAGUGGAGGCGUCGACCUGCUCGCACAAGAAAAAGCAUGCCAACAACCACACAGACUAAAAGAGAGCAGAGGGACGCAAGCAGGGGGAGAAGCUGCACAUCUAGGACGAUCUCCACCCUCAAAUCCUGAAGCUCAGCCCUCGAUCUUCCUGACGUUGACCAAUAGAAGUUGCUGUAAGUCCUCAGGUUCGAACCCAGACCCAAGACAUGGGGACUCAAUCAAGCACCAGCCUUUGCAGCCUCGGUGGUUUUCACUGGCAGAUGAGCAUCCUGCUGCUCUUUGUUGCAGACGACGAGAUGGCGCGCUCAAGUACACUUUUUUCUUUUUCUUUUUUUAUUUAUUUAUUUUUUUUUUUUUUUUUUAAAAACCCGCAUCUUUGCCCCCUUACCUCUGCUUUGGUUCAACAUCUCCUCCACCUUUGUGUCUCGUCUCACGUCAGCCAAAGCCCAAUCCUUUGAAGUGCCUGUGAGCAAUAAAAUCGGCUAGUCACGGUUUAACACUGAAAUGCUCCCUCUCUGCCCAAAUUCCAGGAGAUGUAGCAUUUGAGGCCCGUGCUAAGUCUGUCAAUCGACAGGGCAUCUUGUCUUAAGCGCACCAGACCUCGACUUAAAACGGAACAACACCGCAAUGCCUCGUCUCCAGUAUUUCCUGCUGUGGCCUGUUUGUACUAGUCACCAGCCAUUGGCCUCAUAGCCCACUCCAAUUGGAAUUACACACCAAAAUGAAAAAAGACUAAGAUCACACAUGUACGAAAUAGAGACACAUCGUAGCAGACAUCUGUAGCUUUGUAUUUGGCUCCUCUCGUCCGACCGUCGAUCUGGAGCCCUCUUCGUGCUCUAAUUUUGCAUAGCCUUAAGCCCUCGUCAGCCUGACUAACACGACCAUAUUAGACUCAUCACAUCAUUUGCCUCACUGGAUUGGGCUUCGCUGUUCAGCCUGAACUUUUUUAUUUUGUAUUUGAUUUGUUCUACCUACGCCCUUCCACCCCCUUGCCUUAUCAUCAGCAAGCUUUUACUUUUUCCUCUCUCUACUCUCUCACUUCCUUCAUCUCUCAAUAACGGAGAAAUAAUCAAGGUGGAGGCCAAGUAGAUGUGUGGAUGAACAACAGCCUUUUCUUUCCUUGACUCCAAGUUUUGUAUUCGAUGCCCUACUUCAAAACCAGCAUGGUGCGUUUUCCUUCCCCCCCCCCCUAUUAAGCAGUUUUUUUGUGUUUUUGUUUUUUUUAGCAAUUUCACCAAGCAAUAUAAUGUAUUUUUAAAAGCAAGAAUUUCUAAUUAUUCAAUUCAUUUUUGAUGUAUCAUUUAAAACCAAGCCAGAGUCUUUGGAACGCUCCCACCGGCAAUGUGGCAUUCUGCAUGCUAGUAUUUUUAUUUCUGUAUUUCUAGAGCGCGCGGUGGCAUUAGCCUCAUUCCCACUGAACGGUAUGUUUCAGUUUACCACACUACAGAUGGGAUCGGUAAAUCCAGACGUGCAGCUGUUGGAGUUUGAACUGCAUCGACCGAAACCUCUGCUAUGGUUCAAUGUUAUUCUGCUCCAUAAGGCGCCGGCAUUGAAACGGGAGCGGAAAAUUUCAAGAAAAUAAAGCAAAAGGCUGCAGUGUGCGGACAGGAACCACAGUGGCUACGGAAAGUAUUCAGACCCCCUUCAAUUUGUCACUCCUUGUUAUAUUGUAGCCAUUUGCUAAAAUCAUUGAAAUGAAUUUUGGAAUAAAUCUUUGCAGAUUUAUUAAAAAAGAAAAACUGAACUAUCACACAGCCAUAAGUAUUCAGACCCUUUGCUGUGGCACUCAUAUAUUGAACUCGGGUGCUGUCCGUUUCUUCUGAUCAUCCUUGAGAUGGUUCUCCACCUUCAUUGGAGUCCAGCUGUGUUUGCUGAUACUGUUUGAACUUGAUUAGGAAAGCCACACGCCUGUCUGUAUAAGACCUUACAGCUCACAGUGCACGUCAGAGCAAAUGAGAAUCGUGAGGUCAGAGGAACUGCCUGAAGAGCUCAGAGACAGAAUUGUGGCAAGCCACAGAUCUGGCCAAGGUUACAAAAACAUUUCUGCUGCACUUAAGGUUCCUAAGAGCACAGUGGCCUCCAUGAUCCUUAAAUGGAAGACGUUUGGGACGACCAGACCCUUGCUAGAGCCGGCCGUCCGGCCGAACUGAGCAAUCGGGGGAGAAGAGCCUUGGUGAGAGAGGUCAAGAAGAACCCAAAGAUCACUGUGGCUGAGCUCCAGAGAUGCAGUCGGGAGAUGGGAGAAAGUUCUAGAAAGUCAACCAUCACUGCAGCCCUCCGCCAGUCGGGGCUUUAUGGCAGCCAUAAAGUGGCCCGACGGAAGGAAGCCUCUCCUCAGUGCAAGACGCAUGAAAGCCCGCAUGGAGUUUGCUAAAAAAAACAAACCUGAAGGACUCCAAGAUUGUGAGAAAUAAAAUUCUCUGGUCUGAUGAGACCAAGAUGGAACUUUUUGGCCUUACUUCUAAGCGGUAUGUGUGGAGAAAACCAGGCACUGCUCAUCACCUGUCUAGUACAGUCCCAACAGUGAGGCACGCUGGUGGCACCAUCAUGCUGUGGGGGUGUUUUUCAGCUGCAGGGACAGGGAGACUGCUUGCAAUCGAGGGUAAGACGAAUGCGGCCAACUACAGGGAUAUCCCGGACAAAAAAGUUCUCCAGAGUGCUCAGGACCUCAGACUGGGCCGAAGACAACGACCCUAAGCACAGAGCUAAAAUACCGAAGGAGUGGCUUCAGAACAACUCCGUGACUGUUCUUGAAUGGCCCAGCCAGAGCCCUGACUUAAACCCAAUUCAUUAAUUAAUUAAUCUGCAAAAAUGUCAACAAUUCUGUUUUUGGUCAAUAUGGGGUGCUGUGUGUACAUUGAGGGGGGGGGGGGAACUGAAAUGAUUUUGGAAAAUGGCUGUAAUAUAACAAAGAGUGACCAAUUUAAGGGGGUCUGAAUACUUUCCCUACCCACUGUACAAAGAAGGAACACCGAUUUCGAAUCGUCCUUGGCGCAUAAUCCUGAAUGAUGGUGCUUGUUUUCUUCCCUUUGAAUUCAUUCCAUUGCAAUCUGUGAGGAAGCCAGCCGAUUCUGUCAACCAAUCAAAACCAGACCGCUGUUACCGGCCCCCGUACACAGAAGUACUGAAAAGUGGGACGGUUAUUCUGGGACCCUUGUCAAUGGAAAUGCAUUAGCGCAAGGUGGAAUUGAGGCUAUUGAUCUAUUUCUGUGAUGCCUUCGAGGAAUGGUCAGUAUAGAUAAAUGGCAUCUAUACAUAAAUUGCACCUUUUGCUCUGAACAUAGUGAAUGCAUGUACUUUCUCUCUCUCCCAGCAUGUCUCCCUCCACAUGCGCACGCUGUGUGGCUAACCCGAAUACAUGUACAAGUCAGCGGUUCACAUUUGAGUGUCGCCACACGACACACGAAAGUCGUCCCCUGCAUGUUUCCUUUUUUGCGUGCGUCUUUUGUAUUUCUCAGUGGAUACACGGUGGGUUAAUGUUGGACUUUGUAACUGUAGAGCGAGAAAAAGCACACUCCCGAUGGAGCAAUAACUCUUGACCUCCUGGAUUUCGGUCUGUCACCACAGAGGAGAGGCUGACACAUCCGGUGCCUUUUACAGAAAUAUGGACUAACAUUUUGAUAAGCAUGAACUUUCUAAUGCGAAUAUCCUCUGAUAUGAUUGUCAUUUAUGUACUCCUCUGUAUUCCAUGUGUAUACUCAAUGUAUACUGUAUAUUUUUCUAAUAUGCCUGCACAAUGAUUCAUCCGGCCAAGUAUUAAUAUAAUCCAAAGAUGAUCGGGGAGGCUGUCAUGUGCUCUUCCGUUGGCCUCUUGACAACAGACAGGGCCACGUCUCCGUGAAUGUUGUCAUUGGUUUCAUGAGCGACAUGAACGGUAUCCGGCGGGAUUAAGAAUGGAAUCCAGAUGUAUUUAUUUUUGGGACAUGAGAUCUUUAAAUGAGAUCAUGAAAUAGUAGGCUAAUGUCUCACUAUGUUAGCCUCCUCAAAGCUGUGAAUAGAAGAGAACUACAGUGAAAGACUACAAAAGUGGAAGAUUUCCUGAGGUCAGUAGGACACUUGUGGCAUGCUGGGAGUUUGGCUCAUGCACAAAGUCAAAAUUCAUCCAGACCUGCUUGUUAAUGGACUGGACUGUUGGAACUGUUGUUGUCAGGGUUUUUGUCUUGUUGUUGUUGUUGUUGUUGUUGUUGUUUUGUCUCAUUUUCAAUUGUGUUUUUUUUCUUUUUUUUUUUUUUUUUAAAGUUUUGUUUAAAAUUAAUAUAAAAGCGCUACAAAAGUGCUUCAUCGCACAUGUUGGGGCUGGUCAGAAAAUCAAUUGUUUCCAGAAGGCUGCUUAUGAUUUUAAGUGUGUGUACUGUUUUAUCAGGUUUGAAAACCACUUUGCCUUUAUUUCUUUUGAGGAGGCCAGUGUUACAACAAUACAGGAGAUAUCGUAAGGACUAUAUUUAAUACUACAGUGUAUAUACAGUAGAUCUAAAACGAAUAGAUCACUGUACCAUCCUGCUUUUGAAUUAGUUCUAUCAGAGGCUAAUUGAUUCCUUGUCCUUUGGGUUAGGGUUAUAAGGGUACGAUUUAAAAAUAGAAAAGCAGCAUCACAGUUAAACUAUCUUGAGGUUAUGCAUGUUUUUUUGUGUGUUUUUUUUUUGGUCUUCAGUUGAUGACAUUGAAUGACUUGAAUUACAGAGUCACAAUCAGGACGUGUGUAAGAACCUCCUUAUCAAUCAAUCACCUUAUAACUGGAAAUAUUGUAGACAAAUCAAUUGAACACUUUGAAUGACUUUCUUACCUUUUGUCCCAUUGCCUUUAUUUUAUGGAAUGUCACAUGUUAAGUCUUUUGUUAGUUUUGCUGAAUCUUUUUUUAUGGGUGAGCCAGCCAAGACCACACACAGGCUUUUUUUGGGAUCCUCUGUGACGUGGACAUAUAAUGGUUGUUAUCUACAAUAACCAUGUAAUCGUAGGGAUUAAAACAUGAGAUUUACUUGAAAGUGUUCUUCAAUAAACUUGAAGACAAAGAGAA